CCACCACCACCACCACCACCACCAUCAGGCCAAACAAACAAUGACAUUGGUCCUAUCACGGUAACCCCCCGAAGCGCUUCCUUUGCGAUGAGGCUCGCCGACAUUGUUCUCGACCUCGCCGCCAUCGCCAGCGCCUCGCGCUCGGUGGCGUCGAAGCAUGUCGCCCUCCGUGCCAGGCAGAUCAAUCGCUUCGGCAAGAGCUCGAGCUUGACCACACGUCCGACGACCGCAGCUCCCUCAACCUCCGCCUCGGCAUCCGAGCCAGCCAAAGCCCAAACAGUCACCACGGCACCGGCAACGACCGACAAUGCGGCCCGGGCGCCUAUCCCCAAAGCGGCAGAAACUGCGGCGCGUGUUCAGCCCAGUUCGGAUGCCGGACAGGAUGCAGGCGGUGCUGCCGCUGUAUUGGGUCGAGAUAGACCAGUCGCGCCAUGGGCGACCCGUGAUGGCCUCUUUGCUUUAGCACCCAGAACCCCCAGGAGGUCCCUUUUCGAGUCCGCGCCGGCGAAGCUGGGGGAGGUGGAUGCAACUACCGCGGAGGGGAUGCCGGAAGGCAUUAAUAUCAACAUAUUCCAGACAUCAAGGGGAUCCAAAAUACUCGAAUCUCUAAAGUCAGAUGCAGAUGUGGACAAUGGUGCGACGAAGGACGCUACUAGGAUCACAGACACUAAGGAGGGCGCAAAGGCUUCCGAGAGCACCCGGUUCGAAAGCUUGGCGGCAGAGGAGCCUAAGAGGGAGUCCGAACUAACGAACAAACCACUGCAAAGCCCAGAAGCGUCGGAAAUGAGAAGCACAACGAAGGCGUAUGCUGCUGAUCCGGUCACAUUUACACCUCCGCCCGUAUCCACCCCGAAAUCAUCACCCGCCGCUGAAAAUGUGGUACAAGACUCGGCUCCGGCAGCCUCCGGCUACCAGCUCCGUGAGUCAAAAGUGCCCGCCACCCGGCUCAGCCGCAUCUGGAACUAUGGUGGUCUCGCGGCCGGCAUGCUGGGGGGCGCACUGACUGAGUCCAUAAGCCGCGGCUUCGGUGGCGGCACGUCUGGAACUUCAGCAAUGCUGAGCCCCGCCAAUAUGGAGCGCUUGGUAUCCAAACUGUCGCGCAUGCGCGGAGCUGCUCUCAAGAUGGGCCAGAUGCUCUCGUUCCAAGACGCCAAGAUGCUCCCGGGUCCGAUCCGAGAGGUGCUGCAGCGCGUGCAGGACAGGGCGGACUACAUGCCCGCAUGGCAGCGCGACCGAGUGCUGGCCACAAACCUUGGUUCUGAGUGGAGAGACCUUUUUGAGACCUUUGAAGAGAAGCCCAUCGCUGCCGCCUCGAUAGGUCAGGUUCACCGUGCGACUCUCAAACCGCAGGAGGAGGGUAGCAUGCCUGUGGAGGUGGCAGUCAAGAUCCAAUUCCCUGGCGUGGCCGACAGCAUUAACUCGGACCUGGACAACUUGGCGAUGCUGCUAGCCGCGACGAAGCUACUACCAAAGGGGCUGUACCUCGACAAGACCAUCGCCAACGCGCGCACGGAGCUUGCCUGGGAGUGCGACUAUGAGCGCGAGGCCGAGUGCGCCCAGCGCUACCGCACGCUGCUCGCUGGGGACGAAGAUGCUGUGUUUGCCGUGCCGCGGGUUUUCCCCGCUGCCUCGGGGAAACAGGUGCUGACGAUGGAGUUUAUGCACGGCAUCGGCGUCACGCGGGGCAUUCAUUCCUUCACCCAGGAGCAGCGCGACCGCAUCGGGACCCACAUUCUGCGGCUGUGCCUGCGCGAGAUAACCGAGUUCCGCUUCAUGCAGACGGACCCCAACUGGACCAACUUCCUGUACAACGCCGAGACGGGCCGCCUCGAGCUGCUCGACUUUGGCGCCUCGCGCGAGUACCCGGAGCGGUUCGUGUCUCUGUACGUCAGGCUGCUGUACGCGGCGUCCAAGGGCGACCGGGAAGGCGUGCGCGUCUUGUCCGAAGAGCUCGGGUACCUGACGGGCCAUGAGAGCAGGGUGAUGCUGGACGCGCACACGCAGUCGGUGCUGACUCUUGCCGAGCCUUUCCUCGAGUCCGCGCCGGAGUUGUACGACUUCCGCGACCAGACAAUCACCGAGCGGGUCAAGAGCUUCAUCCCCGUCAUGAUCAAGGAGCGCCUCGCGCCUCCGCCGGAGGAGACUUACAGUCUUCAUCGGAAACUGAGUGGAGCAUUUCUUUUGUGUGCCAGGCUUGGGAGCAAGGUGAGGUGCCGGGAGAUGUUCACCAAGAGCGUCAAGAAAUCCGGGCUUGUGCCUGAAGUCUGAGUUGGGGUAAUGCAGUGUUGAAGGCGUUGUACUGUUUCGACUAGGACGGGGGGCUUAAAAUCAUGCAAAAUGUAAAAUAAUCGCGGCGAAGAUACCACUCAUGUACACUGUAUGUACUAUUAUACUUGGACCCUUUAGAUAGCAUAAGAGCCUGUGUGGGAUGAUUACAAUUUAAGGAUCGCAAUCACUAGCAAGGAAGCGCAUCCACCGUAGAGUGUAACCAUAGCGACUUGUCAUAAUGAACCCAAAGGCAGGGCCUUCAAAGGUUUCAAAGCG
Molecule: messenger RNA, 2544 nt
Organism: Pyricularia oryzae 70-15
Lineage: Eukaryota; Fungi; Ascomycota; Sordariomycetes; Magnaporthales; Pyriculariaceae
Product: ABC1 protein
Exons: 1
Coding region: 88-2268 (726 amino acids)
Biological process (GO): ubiquinone biosynthetic process
Cellular component (GO): extrinsic component of mitochondrial inner membrane
Molecular function (GO): kinase activity
Source: RefSeq, a predicted model, not a curated record